Molecule: messenger RNA, 761 nt
Organism: Spodoptera frugiperda (fall armyworm)
Lineage: Eukaryota; Metazoa; Arthropoda; Insecta; Lepidoptera; Noctuidae
Exons: 1
Coding region: 167-688 (173 amino acids)
Source: RefSeq, a predicted model, not a curated record
UAUCUUCUCUUUGAUAAUUGUCAUUUUUGGCAUACAUUGUGGACAAGAAAACCAGUCUUCAAUGCGUGAAAAAUGUGAUAACAAUUUAAUUGUACAAAUUGACAAGUUUUACACAAAUCACCACAGUAAAAUGCAAUGCCAUAUCUAAAUUAUUACGAUAAUAGCCAUGGAAAAUAAUGGCGAACAACCUAACGAUAAGAAGUUUAUCAAUAAAGCGAGAUCUUGCAAUACCGCACCGCCUAUGAAACUCAAGAGCGAACCAGCGAAACGGAAGUCUUUUAACGUGAACGAAGCCGUGAGAUCUUUAGACUUAGCGUUAGGUAGACUGAAGAAGAGCAAGCUGGUGAACGGGGAGUUCGCGUCGAGCCGAGGACUGAACCCCAUGGCGCAGGGCGCGUCCGACAUGUUCAUGGACAUGUGCUCCAGCUCGACGUUCCGGCCCGGCACGGAGAACGCCUCCCUCAUGUCCAUGAACUUCUCGCACUACGAGCUGAUGCGCAACGUGUCGCGCUCCAACUGCAACUCGGACGGCGCGUUCAGCGGCACCACGUGCAGCGCGCGGCUCAGCGCCGCCGACGUCGACGUCAAGGACGAGCACCUCGAGCGGUACUUCCGCUCCGUCGAGAUGUGGUCCCGCAACUACCGCGACCCGCCCAGCAGUAUGCACCUAGACUUACCAGAUAAGUAGUACCUAACUGUUUAUUGUCACAUUUCUAUAAUUAACGCCAUAAAUAAAACUGCAAUAUGAACGAUUAUGUAAA